This is a messenger RNA of Leguminivora glycinivorella, 3747 nucleotides long. Its product is annotated as zeta-sarcoglycan-like. The transcript is spliced from 7 exons. Gene Ontology annotation, cellular component: sarcoglycan complex; sarcolemma. The coding region runs from base 441 to 1448 and encodes 335 amino acids. The record is from RefSeq and is a predicted model, not a curated record. Lineage: Eukaryota; Metazoa; Arthropoda; Insecta; Lepidoptera; Tortricidae. Gene Ontology annotation, biological process: heart contraction; cardiac muscle tissue development.
GGCGGGCGGCCGCAUGACUCCUGUCGCGCGCGUGGCUCCUGCGCGUAACUUAUUACGUUACGUGGGCUCUCUUGUGUAGACGGUACCGAGAAUUGAUGAUUGAUUGAUUAUUACAUAAAUCUAGCAAAUAUAGCAAAGACCUCUCAAAAUGUACUUUGAAGUUCCGAAGUCGAGUUAACUAACAGGACAGCAUUAACAAACAUAUUCAACAAAGCGGGUAAAACUUUCGCAGCUAAGAAGUUGGAACUGUGUAUACAAUGUCUGGCAACAGUGCGCUCUAACAAGCCGGCCAUCUGAAGUUGUUAAACGGGCAGGAACAGAACAGGCAGGCGGGCGAAUAAUUCUAGGCGGCGGUCAGUAACUGGGGAGCUCUUGCGGACAGUUUGGAAGUGCGGCCCGGCCCGGCGCGGGAGUCCAGAUCUAUCGCUGACAGCCUCGCCAUGGAGACGCAUUCGCUCGGCCGCACUCGACAUACCCCUACUGUGAGGAACCAUAUCGUCUACACUGACCAAAAAGGGAGAAAAAUUCCGUAUGCCGACAAGACCACGCCGGAGCCAAUCCUGAACAACAAUGGGCGGGACACAAAGGUGGACUCGAUCAGGAACAGCUACAACAGCCAGUUCAAAGUUGGCAUCUACGGCUGGAGGAAGAAAUGCCUUUAUAUUCUCGUCAUGGCGCUCAUGCUUAUGAUGAUUAUUAACCUCGCGUUGACGCUUUGGGUUUUAAAAGUUCUGGAUUUUAAUUCGGAAGGGAUGGGCCAGCUGCGAAUAGUGCCCGGAGGUCUACAGCUAUUAGGACAAGCUCUGGUGCUGGACUCGCUUUUCGCUUCGAGCAUCAAGUCGAGGAGAGGGCAGCCUAUUGCCAUCGAAUCGUCUAGAAACUUUACUGUUUCUACGAGAGACACUGAGGGAAUGCUGCAGAGUCGAUUAUUUUUAAGUCCGGAUCGUUUAGAAGUAAACACACCCCGAUUAGAAGUGCGUGACUCCCGGGGCGCACUUUUAUUCGGCGUCGGGCAGGACGCAGUGACGGUAGGCGCAGACACGCUCACCAUCACCAGCCCCGCCGGCGCCACGCUGCACACCUCCGCGCAGACCCCGCUGGUGCGAGCACCACCGUCUAAGAGAUUAACGUUAGAAUCCCCGACCCGGUCACUGGAAAUGCAAGCACCGCAGGGCAUUCUGCUGGAGUCGCGAGCUGGUGACAUCAGCGCCAGCUGCCUUACCAAAUUUCACCUCAAGUCUGUUGCGGGCGCUAUCCGUUUAGACGCCCCAAGUAUAUACAUGCCGAAGCUAAAGUCAGCGUUACCGCUGCCGCCCUCCUCGGCGCACUCGCACGACCCGCACCACCAGAACAUCUACCAGCUGUGCGCAUGCGCGAACGGCAAGCUGUUCCUCGCGCCGCCGCACGGCGCCUGCGCGGCGAGGGAAGAGAGCCUCAUAUGCCGAUGAUAAUGUUGACGUAUCACGCAAUUUUGGAAGCUGCUGGGUGGGUAUAGUUACAUUAGUAUCUUACAUAUUUUUAUUAAGUAGAAACGUUUGCGAGCGAGACUGUACAUUUUAAAGAAAACUGGAAAAAAUAAUAUCUCCGCAGAUCUCAUAAGGGAGGUUUAAGCCCGAAGAUAUGGACAAAUUCUCACGCAUCUGGUUUAAGUGACAAAAGCGAUUUAAAUAGUAUACGAAUGGUCGCAGGGGCGCGUGAUUUGAACUCUUCGUCACAUGGAAAAAAUAUUUGCGAAUUUCGGGAACGAACCUAUCUUUACUUUUGAAAUCUUUGGCAGCUUCCAAUAUCGCAAAAUGUAAACAAUUUAGGUAAGGCGAUUGAAUAUUUUGUGCUUAGUAAAAUAACUGUCUUUAUGAGAGUUGAAACAAAUGUAUUGUUUAUUAUUUUAUUUUAUGUAAAAAACAUUAUAAAAAUAUUAUAUUUAUGUUGAUACGCAAUGGUAAUAUUCAAAAACUGUUUUUAAAUAAUUGAAAAUUAUUUGAUAUGUAAAAUUAAUACAUGCUAAAUAAAAUUAAUACGUGUAGUUCUAGAAUGUCAUUGUAUACGUAAUUUUCUAAAUUGUAUAAAAAUAUAAAGGUACUGCGUAAAUGAUUUUAUUUUGUUAUAAGAUUGCAACGACGUAAACUAACGUAUUAAAAUAUUUAUAUCGAUUAGUGCCUUGAACGCAUUUUGACGUAGGUACUGUACUUAAAUUAUGAAAGUACUUACAGGUUUUAUUACUAAAAUGAGAUCCUUGAAGGCAUGAAAUAAUCGAAACUUUUUCAGUAAAUAAAGUAUAAAAUUUAUCUGUUAUCACUUAGUAGGUAUAUAUGCUAAAUUGCAAUUGAGUUUUCAAUUAUGAUUUUUUUUAAGUUUAUGUUGUCAUCCAAUAAAAAAAAAUUAAAAGAUAUCCUACAGAUAGAAUGUGAAAAGAUUUUCCAUGUUAUUCUUACGGAAACGUAUGAACGAAACGAACGUGUCAUGCUAUUUCAAUCAGUCUCAGUACAAGAUGUACUGACACUGUUUGAACUAGCAUGACAAAUAAGACCGUUUUCGGAAAAAUACGAAGGAAAAGCUUUUCGUACUACAUCUGUACUCUGCAUAAGCAAUACUUAAGAAAAGAGUAAAAUAUCCUCUAUACAAUCGUUUUAUUUCCCUCUCUGAGCGUGUAUUUUCAUUUUAUACAUAUACAAUUCAGUAUUACUUUACAAAUACUAAAAACAUGUUUUCAAUUAGUUUGCUGUGAGGCUUUAUAUAGAUUCAAUAUCAAUAUCCUGAGAGAAAAAUAAAAACUAUGUUUGUAUGGAGAAUCGGACUGGAGGGACACUUUGUCUCACAAAUUAUGCGUUUGCAUUGGCUUUGUGAAUGAAAUUUACGAAUAUAGCCUCGUAAGGCCCACCAUAGUUAGUUUUCCCAUUUUGAAUUUGAACCUUAGCUAUAAAUAAAUUGGUAAGAUUUUCGUUUGUUUCAAAAAUCAAUGUAACAACGGAAAAUCUUCUUUACUUAGUUCAUGGAAGGUUCAAAUUAGAUUGCAAUACUAUGUACAUUGUAAUGUACAUUGGGCCUUACGAGGUUAAAGGUACAUACGGUAGUAGGAUAACUAUUUUAUUUAAAUUUGUGGUGGCUUUAAAUUUUGAAAAUGUAUGUAAAUGUAUGUGUAUGGUAUACAUAUAUGUACGGGCGUAAAUGUUAGGAAAUGAUGUUUGUCAUGUUUGUAAUAAAAAAUGUGCGUCUGCAAUAUUUAUUAAUAGACUCCCCUAGAUUCUAAUAGUAAAUUAUGUUAAACGGUCGCUUUUCUAGUUUACCGUGGACACCUAUCUCAUACACUUAAUCGUGAAGGAGUCCACAUAUUACGAGUUCGCCGGACGAUUUUUGCUUGUCAGGUAAUUGCAAAAGUAUCAUUGCUGACUAACUGACAGGCCGAUAUUGUCCGGCGAAAAGGGUACCUAGCUAACGUCACAAUCCAUACGAUUUGUAAACGUAUCGUGGCUAGUUCUCCAUAUCGCUCUUCUGCAGUGGCGCGACAAAGCCAUACUGCAUUUUGAACAGCGUCAUUGAUUGUCACUUCGGGCAGAUUGGCUGGUAAUCUGUAGGCCCCUUAACGAAAAUUGCGCCAGUGUGGAUGUCAACGGGGAAUUAUAAAAGCCCAAUCAAUAGAUAUUUUCCUGUUAAACAAUGUAUUGAUGAUCGUACAAUUUGUUGACAUUGUUGUAAAUACCUACCUACACUUUAUAGACAAUUAUCAAUAUAUGACUAUGCAUUCAUGUA